Molecule: messenger RNA, 963 nt
Organism: Seminavis robusta
Lineage: Eukaryota; Bacillariophyta; Bacillariophyceae; Naviculales; Naviculaceae
Source: the annotation of a GenBank genome assembly
AUGAUGAGUUCUACUACCGGUAGUAAUAGCACUUCCACCAAUCUUGUGCAGCGGCGCACUUCAUCACGACAACGCAUGGGAGGAAAUUCUAACAUCUAUUGGUCGGAAAUCAAUUUUCCAUCUGUUCCAUGGGAUCGCCAUGUCAACGACAUUGAACACGGUCGCUUGGCCAAGUGCACCAAACGAAUUCUGGGGGCGACGGAGGACGAGAUUGCCAAGUUGCCCAUAUCUUACUUGGCAAAAGCCAUUUCAAAAGUGGCUGUGACUUCCAAGCCCAAGGAACAACAGGAACGACUCUUGAUGGACUAUGCGAGGGCGCUGCUGGCUAGGAACGUCGACCUCAGCGAUUGCGCUUUGUUUUGGCGUCCACGGUCGGCGUUAUCUGUUGCGGCAUAUUAUGGCUAUCCAAAGCUACUCAAGCUUCUUCUAGAUGCAAACUGCUUUGCGUCUUAUAGUGAGUUGCUUUCGACAGUAGAGAACGGACAGCAUGAAUGCUUGACAAUCCUUCUGGAACAGAGAAAGGAACACUUGCAAAUGGUUCUUCACGAACAAGAGUUUUCUGAGGAGAUGAAGACGUUGGAACUGGCAAUCCAUCGCAAAGAUCUUGUCAUCAUUCAAAUUCUGAGAGAUCUGGGACAAGCAAGGAUUUCAGACCGUGCCUACGAUCACGCAGCAGCAAAACUUCCAGCAAAUCUGCAAAAAUUGUAUCCAACAAACCAGAAUGUCCUGGCAUGGAGCAAGCAGCUACAUUGGAGUUUCCCAACCUCUGACCGACAAAUGAUCAACUACAUUUGGUAUUUGAUUGCCCCAAAUAGUGGCAUUGCUGCUGAAGUCUGGCUCAACAUUUUUAGUUUCAUGGGAAGAGGCUGGUGGGUCGAUGUACUUAUAUCCGCCAAACGGAAGGAGUGGGGUGCGGAUGUCACUGAGAUGAAUAUCAUUCCAAGUGGUGCCGGAAACGACUAG